Apus apus (common swift) is the source of this 2726-nucleotide messenger RNA. RefSeq names its product patched domain containing 1 (gene PTCHD1). Gene Ontology annotation, cellular component: plasma membrane; synapse. The record is from RefSeq and is a predicted model, not a curated record. The transcript is spliced from 3 exons. Gene Ontology annotation, biological process: chemical synaptic transmission; cognition. NCBI's taxonomy places the organism in Eukaryota, Metazoa, Chordata, Aves, Apodiformes, Apodidae. Bases 16 to 2682 code for a protein of 888 amino acids.
GCCCUCCGCACUAGGAUGUUGCGGCAGGUCUUGCACAGGGGGCUGGGGACGUCCUUCUCCCGGCUCGGCCACUUCGUCGCCAGCCACCCGGUGUUCUUCGCCUCGGCGCCCGUGCUCAUCUCCAUCCUGCUGGGCGCCAGCUUCAGCCGCUACCAGGUGGAGGAGAACGUGGAGCACCUCCUGGCCCCCACGCACAGCCUGGCCAAGAUCGAGAGGAACCUGGUGGACAGCCUCUUCCCGGUGAACCGCUCCAAGCACCGGCUUUACUCCGACCUGCAGACGCCAGGGAGGUACGGCAGGGUGAUCAUCACCUCCUUCCGCAAGGCCAACAUGCUGGACCAGCACCACACCGAUCUCAUCCUCAAGUUGCACUCUGCUGUGACCAGGAUCCAAGUUCAAAGACCUGGUUUCAAUUACACGUUUGCCCAUAUAUGUAUCCUGAACAAUGACAAGACAUGCAUAGUGGACGACAUAGUGCAUGUACUGGAGGAAUUAAAGGCUGCUCGUUCUUCUAAUCGAACUAAUUUUGCAAUCACUUACCCGAUUACUCACUUAAAGGAUGGCAGGGAAGUGUAUAACGGGCAUCAGCUUGGUGGGGUUACUGUGCACAGCAAAGACCGGGUGAAGUCUGCAGAAGCCAUUCAGCUCACCUACUACUUGCAGGCAAUCAACUCCUUGAAUGACAUGGUGGCAGAGAAGUGGGAAUCCAUCUUUUGUGACACUGUUGAACUUUUCCAGAAAUCCAACAGGAAAGUGAAAAUGUAUCCUUUCACUUCUUCUUCGCUGAAGGAGGAUUUCCAGAAGACGAGCAGGGUGUCAGAACGCUACCUGAUCACAAGCUUGGUCCUUGUGGUCACCUUGGCCAUUCUCUGCUGCUCCAUGCAGGAUUGUGUCCGCAGCAAACCCUGGCUUGGCCUGCUGGGAUUGCUGACUGUGACCCUUGCCACCCUGACUGCAGCUGGGAUCAUCAAUCUCACUGGUGGGAAAUACAAUUCCACCUUCCUGGGAAUCCCCUUCGUCAUGUUAGGUCAUGGGUUAUAUGGGACUUUUGAAAUGUUGUCCUCCUGGAGAAAAACUAGAGAAGACCAACACGUUAAAGAGAGGACUGCAGCUGUAUUUGCAGACUCCAUGCUCUCGUUUUCUCUCACCACUGCCAUGUACCUGGUCACUUUUGGAAUAGGUGCCAGUCCCUUCACUAACAUUGAAGCAGCCAGGAUUUUCUGCUGCAAUUCCUGUAUUGCAAUUUUCUUCAACUACCUCUAUGUACUCUCCUUUUAUGGUUCCAGCCUGGUGUUUACUGGCUACAUAGAAAACAACUACCAGCAUAGUAUCUUCUGCAGAAAGGUACCAAAACCAGAGGUGUUGCAAGAGAAGCCUGCAUGGUAUAGGUUUCUUCUGACAGCCAAAUUCAGCGAGGACACUGCAGAUUCAGAGGAAACGAGCACUUACGAGAGUCAUCUUUUGGUGUGGUUCCUAAAACGCUAUUAUUGUGACUGGAUAACAAACACUUAUGUCAAGCCUUUUGUAGUUCUCUUUUACCUUGUUUAUAUUUCCUUUGCCUUAAUGGGCUACCUGCAGGUCAGUGAAGGGUCAGACCUGAGCAACAUCGUAGCGACCGCAACACGGACCAUUGAGUAUACAACAGCCCAGCAGAAGUAUUUCAGUAACUACAGCCCGGUGAUUGGGUUCUACAUCUACGAGUCGAUCGAGUACUGGAACACCAGUGUCCAGGAGGACGUGCUGGAGUAUACCAAGGGCUUUGUGAGGAUAUCUUGGUUUGAAAGCUACUUAAAUUACCUUAGGAAACUCAACAUAUCUACGGGCUUGCCCAAGAAGAACUUCACUGAUAUGUUGAGGAACUCCUUCCUGAAGGCCCCUCAGUUUGCUCAUUUUUCAGAGGAUAUCAUCUUUUCAAAGAAAUACAACAACGAAGUUGACGUCGUGGCCUCCAGGAUGUUCUUGGUGGCCAAGACAAUGGAAACCAAGAGGGAAGAACUUUAUGACCUCCUGGAGACCCUGAGGAAGCUCUCUCUCACCUCUAAGGUGAAAUUCAUUGUUUUCAAUCCAUCGUUUGUGUACAUGGAUCGUUACACCUCUGCGGUGGGAGCCCCCUUACAAAACUCCUGCAUUAGUGCUUUAUUUCUGCUCUUCUUCUCUGCAUUCCUGGUGGCAGACUCUCUGAUCAAUGUCUGGCUCACUCUAACUGUUGCCUCAGUUGAGUUUGGAGUUAUAGGUUUUAUGACCUUGUGGAAAGUGGAACUAGAUUGUAUUUCUGUGUUGUGCUUAAUUUACGGAAUUAACUAUACAAUUGACAACUGUGCUCCACUGUUAUCAACCUUUGUCCUGGGCAAAGAGUUCACAAGAACUAAAUGGGUGAAAAACGCCCUGGAAGUGCAUGGGGUAGCUAUUUUGCAGAGCUACCUCUGCUAUAUUGUUGGUCUGAUUCCUCUUGCAGCUGUGCCUUCAAAUCUGACCCGUACACUGUUCAGGUGCUUGUUUUUAAUAGCAUUAGUCACCUUCUUUCACUGCUUUGCCAUUUUACCUGUGAUACUGACUUUCCUGCCGCCGUCCAAGAAGAAGAGGAAAGAGAAGAAGAAUCCUGAAAACCGUGAGGAAAUAGAGUGCGUUGAAAUGGUGGAUAUGGAUAGUACCCGAGUGGUUGACCAAAUUACAACAGUCUAACUUGUUUGUUUGUUGCUUUUUUACACUAGGUCUUACCAAGGUUG